Molecule: messenger RNA, 2602 nt
Organism: Paramecium pentaurelia
Lineage: Eukaryota; Ciliophora; Oligohymenophorea; Peniculida; Parameciidae
Source: the annotation of a GenBank genome assembly
AUGAUUGUAAUUAAAGUUAUAAUAAAUAUAUAAAAUGAGUCAACAAUGUAGCGUAGAAUACUUGAGAAUCAAUCCUUAACGGCACUUUAGAUUACCCUCACUUAAUACUACAGGCAGUCAAUUUUUCAAGUACAGAGAGAAUUAUAGAUUAGUCUCUCUUAGGAAAUGGUUACAUCUAGAACUCAGAAGAAUUUAGUAAAACCGAAACUGGUAUACAUGCUGAUUUAAUCUCUAAGUAAGCGUUGUCACACAAAAGAGAGGAUAGUAAGAACUUCUAUCAUCAUUCUACUAUAUACAAUGUAAAAGAAUUUAAGGAAUUGAGCAAACCUUAAGAGUAAUUAUAUAUAAUGAUAUUUAGUUAUCAAGAGCCUAAUCUAACUAAAUACACUGAAAUGUAAACUAAAAUAAUGGUUGCUGAUUUCAAAAAGAAAGUAGAUGCAUUCUUAUAAAAAAACAAUUAAAAGACUAAUAUGAUCGGUAGUAAAAUACCUUCUUCAUUAUAUGAAUUUGAAUCAUUUCAAUCUACUACUAAUGAAGAAUAGCUUAAUAAAUCACUAUGUUCUAAUAAAUAUACUAUCCGUACUGAGUGUAAAGAAUAUCCUUAUUAUGUAAGAUAAAUCAAUGAAAGCAACAGAGAUACUUGUAAUUAGUAAUAGAAAGGUUGUCUCAAGAUAAAUUAUAUCAAGUGAAUUAAUUCAAUAAAGACUUCUUAAAUAGAUGGAAAUUUUUCUUAAAGAUGAUAGAUACAACUAUGACCUAAAGUACCAAAAAUAUAUAUAUUUUAUUAGGAUGCAAACAAUGAUUGAUUAAUAUGAAGAUAUUUUCAAUAGAAUAAGAUAACAAACUUAUACAAUAAAGCUUCCUUAAAAUUAUGAAGUUUAAAUGAGUGACUACAAUGAAUUCUACUAAAAAAAAGAAGAACCAUAAAUACCAUCUAUAGAUGUUAAAUUAGACAUCUUAGCAGAUUAAAUUAUAUAGGAAAUCUAGCAAUCAAGACAAUCUACACCAUAAAUAUAAAGUCAAAUUAAUGAAGAACAAUAGGAAGAACAUUCACCCUAUAUUGUUGAAGUUGUUAAAACAGAACCAAUUUAUUUAAAAGAAGAAGAAACUCAAAAAUAAAUGAUUUUAGAUAAUGAAUAAGUUCGUGAUAGAAAAUUAUCAUAAAGGAAAGGAAAACCUAGACAAAAAUAAUAAUAAUAAUAAUAAUAAUAAUAAAAUUAAUCAAUAUCUGAUACUAAUAAUCUAAAGUCUUAAUAAUCCAGUUAAUCAGAAUUACCAGAUAUCUCCUCUACACAAUAAAUUCGUUAAACAAGAGAACUACUAUAGAAAAUAAAUAAUCAACAAAUUAUUCAACCAAUUUAAAUUUAAUAAUAAAAUCAAAUUAACUAUGAAACUAAUAAUAUUUAAUAAAUUUAAUAAACACAAAAUUAGCAUUAAAAGUAAAAUAAUAAUAAAAAACAUAUUACUCAUGAUAAAUAGAAAGGCAAGGUUCACUCAAGAAAAAUAACAGGAGAUACUGUAGUCUAAAAAUAAGUUCCAAUAUAUUUAAAUGUUCAAAAAGAAUAAAUUUUAGAAACCUUAAGUGAAAAAUCUCAUGAAGAAACUUUUUAACUUGAAAAAAACUUAACCAAAAAAUAGGAAUCUUCUAAAUAAGAAAAUUAAGAUAAUAAAUAAAUAGGAAUUGAUGUUUAAGAUGAAUAAGAUUAAUAAGAUUUUCAAUAAAAAAUCAAUUAAUAAACUUAACCUAUCUUAAUAUAAGAAUCUAUAUAACCUAUAUAAUAAAAUAAAUAAUUACACCAUACUGAAUAAAGAGAUGCUGUAGAACUCUGGGAUAAUAAUUAACCUGUAGCAAAUAAAUCUAAUAUCAAACAGAAACCAAUUCCAUAAGAAAUAAAAUAAAUUGAAUAAACAUCAAAAAGAAAUAAAGAUGUUAAUACAAAUUAAUAAUCUACAGAAAUAUUAAAUUAACGAACAACAUUGAUGACUUCUGAAUAAUAAUUAAAUGAAUAAGAAAUUUUAAACUAUUAGCCUAUAAAAUCAAAUAAAAAUUUAGAUAUAACAGAAAAUAAUGAACCACAUUAAAUCAAUUAAAUAAUAUAAAUUAACAAAGACAAUUAAAAAAAUUAAAUAGAAGAAUAAGAAGAUCUAAAGAAUGUUAGAAUAUAAGAUGAAAUUGUUGAAAAUAAAGAAUAAACAGAUGAUCUUAGUAGUAAUGAUGAUCUCUUAUAAAUUAUCAAUGAAAAAAUGAAAAUCUUUGAAUAAAAAUUAUAUUAACCUUCCAAGGAUAUUUUUGAUAUUCUAUUAGCUUCGGAUUUAGUUUAUAAUGUAGAUAUUGAAAAUUAUAAAGUUUCAAAAUCAUAUAAAAAGUAAGUAUGCAAUCCAACAUUUAUAUUUGAAUAGAAGGAUGAAGAAGUAGUCUAUUCUCAUCAGUAAAUUCUUAAUUUAAUUUAGGAUCAUUUGGAGACAUGAAUUAUUAGAAGUAAUACCAAAGUUGUAAAAUUUAAAUAAAUAAAUUGAGAUUGAUGAAAAUGAUGAUUAUAUUGGAAAUGAUGUUUAAGAAAUUGAAAAAAUAUAUAGUGAAUUUGAAAACUAUUUAAAAUGA